AUGGCCAACAACAAAAGCACGCAAUUUCUCGGGGUGCUUGCAGCUGCAUGUGGCAAGUCCGGUACUGCCGCGUUCCGAAGCCGGACGCCACGCUUUGCUCGGGAGCCCUGCCAGGCGCGGGCUCCGCGGGCUCCGCUGCGGGCUCCGCUCCAGGAGCUCCACCCGCGCUGCGAGGCGCUGUACUUGGAAGGUCGCUGCCGGCACGCUGCGAGGCGAGAGCAAAGCAGCGGCAAAGAGCAAAAGCCGCCGCUGGUGGAAGCGAGGCCGAAGUCCAAGGCUCCGUCGGCUCCGUCUCCGUCGGGAAAGGCUUGGGCAGAAGAAGUCCUCCGACGACACCAGCAACGGCUGCAGCAGCGAGAGGAAAUGCGGCGCUGCAAGGCAGAGCAGCGCGCAGAAGAGGAUCUGAAGGAAUGUUCAUUUGCACCAAAGCUCGUUUCUCGAAGCCACAUUCAGCUGCAGAUCAGAAAGGGGCGGCGACAGAUUGAGCAGUUGGCGGAGCAGCAGCAAGCAAUACUCUUUCGUCUCAAUUGUUUCGAAGACGAGGAGGUUCGCGCGGCAUCCUUUGCACGCUGGUCGGCCAGCAGAGACGAGAAUCGAUCUUUGCUUCUAGCGGAGCUUGCCCAAGUUGAUGACGAUGCCCACGCUGUCAUCACAAGUUUGGUGAAAUUGGGGAUUCCGAGCGUUCUCGAAGAGCCAGAUCCCGGGACCCUUUGCCCUCAGUACGAUUCCGGGCUUCUCCGCCGGCUGCGAAUGGAAGACGCAUGGGGCUUGAAGGAGCUGGCACCAAUUCGAACUGCAGGUCCAUUGCCUCCGGCGCAGAUCUGA
Symbiodinium sp. CCMP2456 is the source of this 825-nucleotide messenger RNA. The record is from the annotation of a GenBank genome assembly. Lineage: Eukaryota; Dinophyceae; Suessiales; Symbiodiniaceae.